AUGUCUCGACCUGGUACUACACUCUAUGUCACCGGCUUCGGGCACGGGACCCGAGCUCGCGACCUUGCCUACGAAUUCGAACGAUAUGGACGUCUUGUCCGCUGUGACAUCCCAGCGCCGCGUACCCCUUCCAGCAGACUGUUUGCCUUUGUGGAGUACGAGAGCCGCCGCGACGCAGAUGAUGCAUACCAUGAAAUGCAUAAUAAGCGGAUUGGCCGCGAUGAUCUGUUGAAAAUUGAGUGGGCGCGUACUCCUCCAUCUGCUUCUUGGCGUUUUGACUCUGGCCGGGACCGGCGACGUGACCGUACUCCGCCACGACGUGGCCGCUCUCCUUCUCCUAGACGUGGUCGUGGCGACUAUUCUCCCCGAAGGGACGACAGGUACGAACGAGAUUAUGACCGACAUGACCGCGACUAUGACCGCCGCGAUCGCGACUAUGAUCGCCGUGACCGGGAUUAUGAUCGCCGCGACCGGGACCGUGAACGUUCCCGUGACCGCUCUCGAAGCCCUGAUGAGAGGGACCGCGAUAUCAAGGAUGAAAGGGAGCGCCGUGAUGACGAUCGUGAACGACGCGAGGACGAGCGGGAGAACAUCCCCAAUGGUGAAGACAGGAAAGUCCCCUUAGAACCCUUGACCUCCGCUCAUGAUGAGCUUGAUACAGCCGAGUAG
Molecule: messenger RNA, 669 nt
Organism: Aspergillus eucalypticola CBS 122712
Lineage: Eukaryota; Fungi; Ascomycota; Eurotiomycetes; Eurotiales; Aspergillaceae
Product: RNA-binding protein
Exons: 5
Coding region: 1-669 (222 amino acids)
Biological process (GO): mRNA splicing, via spliceosome
Cellular component (GO): nuclear speck
Molecular function (GO): RNA binding
Source: RefSeq, a predicted model, not a curated record